CUCAGCCCUCGGUGGAAUGAGUUUGACACCUCUGUGAGCUAGAGGGUGUACGCACAUAGCCUACAUUUCCCGACAUGCCAAGUUGGUCCAGACACGCGUACUGUUGCUUAACUGUUUCAAAGGUUGUGUACGCGGAUUCCACUUUUCGGGAACACAGUGUUAUUGUCAGAUUAUUAUACGUGAGAGAAGAGACCGGCUCGAAGAAUUUCAGCUGGGGUUCAAGGAUCGAGGUCAACUUAAUAUACUUUUAUUUGUGGCUUGAUAUUAACAAUACUGUUAACCUUAAUUAAUUAAAUCAACCAAAAAUAUCGCUAACGUUAAUUUAUUGGCUACUAGUCCUUCUAGGCUAGAUUAGAACAUUACAUUUUCAACCUAUUAGGAAAAUGUUAUAUAACGGGUAAAACAGAUGAGUCAUAUUUGCAUUUAGCCUACACAGCCCUUUGGAUUUGUUCCGUAGCAUUGUCAAUGUGUUUGUAUUGCUACCUAUGUACCCGCCCCACAGUCUGUGCAGGGUUCACACAGACACACAGACAGACAGUGUGUGAAGGUGAUGGCACAGUAUGUGGGUAUAGCAGCAACAGGAUGAGCGGUGGAGCCCUGGGUAUCGAGAUUGUGCUGGUCUUCUUCCUGCCACUUUUUCUCCUGCAUCGCUAUGGACACUUCCGCAAGCAGCACCCACUGGUGCUGUUCGGGACCCUCCUGUCCUGGUAUCUCUGCUUCCUCAUCGUCUUCAUCCUUCCCCUGGAUGUCAGCACGACCAUAUAUAACCAGUGUAAGAUUGACAACGAGAAACCCAGGUCUCUGACCAGUUCAGACCCCUCUAAUCAGACAUCCAACUCCUCUGUCUUCCCUACAAGCACACCUAAAGUAUGUCACAAACCAUGGAGCUAUAUUCCUGAUGGAAUUCUGCCAGUGUUCUGGCGCGUGGUCUACUGGACCUCUCAGUGUCUGACCUGGCUGUUGCUCCCCUUCAUGCAGUCCUAUGCAAGCUCUGGGGGCUUUUCUAUCCCCGGUAAGAUUAAGACGGCCCUUAUCGAGAACGCCAUCUACUAUGGCACCUACCUGGUCAUCUUUUGCUCCUUGCUUAUCUACUUGGCUGCCCAUCCCCAGUGGCAGCUAACCUGGCAGGGUCUGCAAACCAUUAGCAUCGCAGCAGCAAACACCUGGGGGCUUUUCCUCUUGGUGCUGUUGCUAGGUUAUGGCCUGGUGGAGAUCCCGUGCUUGUACUGGAACUCCUCUCGCCACGGUUACCUGUUGGCCAAGACCUACUUCAAGGCGGCCAAGCUGUCAAAGGAAAAGUCAGACGCCGAGGAAAACAUGGAUGACGCCAUGGAGGAGGUGGCAAAUGUCAACGAAUCAAUCGGGUACGGUCACCCCCUAAGGAUCAGCAUUGACACUAUUUUGAGAAAGUGUCCCAUGGAAAUCCAGGAGAAAAUGGUGAGGCCGAACACAGAGGACAGUGAGGAGGAAAGCACACAGAGGACCUAUCCUUCCAAAAGGAGCCUAGUGAAGCUUCAUAAGCAAGUGAUCUGUGCUGGCCAGAGACACAGUCAAACCCAGGUCCAGUGGGCGAUCCUUCUGGAAGAGGCCUUCCAUUUAGAGGACGUGUGUAAGAAUGAGACCAAUACCUCCCAUCAGUUUGUCCAUAGUUUCCUCUCCUCCCAGCCACCCGGCUGGCUCGGCAAAUACCUGUACACUCCUACCAUAGAGUGGUACUGGGAGUGUGUGCUGCGACAGUGGUGCUACCGGAUGCUGGCACUACUGCUGUCUCUACUCUCUGUGGCUGUGGUGUGGUCUGAAUGCACGUUCUUCAGCACACAUCCUGUCCUCUCUCUCUUCGCCAUCUUCAUCCAGUUAGCAGAGAGUGACUACAACUACUUGUACAUAGAGAUGGCGUGCUUCCUCACUAUUUUGUUCCUGUGCGUUUGUGUCUACUCCACCGUGUUCCGCAUCCGAGUCUUCAACUACUACUACCUGGUACCUCAUCAUCAGACAGACGCCUACAGCCUACUGUUCAGCGGAAUGUUGUUCUGUCGACUGACUCCUCCGCUGUGUCUCAACUUCCUGGGUCUCAUCCACAUGGACGCCUCCAUUUCUCACCAGCAGAGAAUAGAGACAGCAUACACCACAAUCAUGGGCUCUAUGCGUCUCCUCUCCUUCAUAGCAGAUGGUUUCUACAUCUAUUACCCCAUGCUCAUAGUCCUCCUCUGCAUCGCCACCUACUGCAGCCUGGGUACCCGCUGCCUCAACCUCCUGGGGUUCCCACAGUAUAUUAGUCAGAGCGAUGACUUGACCUCUGAGCUGGUGGAAGAGGGCAGAGAGCUUAUCAGAAGAGAAAGAAGAAACCGACAGAGAAGCGAGGAUAGGGAGAGUCGGAAACGAGGAUGGAGAGAGCGCUAUGGAGAACAGCGAAAUGUGAGGAGGAGCAGAAAUGGUUAUUCCGAGUUAAAGGACAACGACUCUCCCUCAGACAACAGUGACAUUGCCCAGUUGACCAGGAGAGAGAGCGGGGAUCACACUGGGCUACUUCAGGACGUGGACACCACAAGCCUAGAUCCUAGUGAUUCUCCAACCCAGAGGUACGCAGGAGGACGUUACCUCUCCCUGGCGUCCUCUCGGACACCCAUUUUCAACAAUGUCUGAGAGGAGCCCCUGCUCAGAGGCUGUGGGACUGAACUGACCUUUCCUCAUUGCCCACACGGCUGCUAGAGUUCCAUGGAUAUUUUCUUCUUCCCUUUUGUCCUUUAGCCUGUUUGUCUGGAGAUAGAUAUUUAUUUAAUGCACAUUGGGAUCAUAAUGAAUAAGAUAACAUGGACCAGGGGGUCCUGAUCUGAGAUCAGCACUCCCAACUGUGGUUCCAGUAGUGCCCCAAGAACAAAACAUUGUCUGACCUCAGGAACAACUGUGACUUUUAACCUUAGGAACAAGGGAUGCAUUAGGGCCCCUGACCAAGUGCUUACCUUUUCUACCCCUCCUUUGAUUUCCGUUUGUGUUUUUAGAACCCAUUCAUUCUGUAACGACUACUCAGUCAUUUUAUUUGACCUUUAUUUAACUAGGCAAGUUAGUAAAGAACAAAUUCUUAUUUUCAAUGACGGCCUAGGAACAGUGGGUUAACUGGUCUAGGAACAGUGGGUUAACUGGUCUAGGAACAGUGGGUUAACUGGUCUAGGAACAGUGGGUUAACUACCUUGUUCAAGGGCAGAACGACAGAUUUUUACCCUGUCAGCUUGGGGAUUUGAUCUUGCAACCUUUACGGUUACUAGUCCAACGCUCAACCACUAGGUUACGCUGCCACUCAUCUCACAAUGCCUCUUCUUUGCCAGGGUAUGUAUGAGUUUUUAGGGUACAAUGAUAAUACAUGUCUUCUUUCUAGGAGAUUUUCCUGUGCCUUGAUUUUUCUGAAGUCAUAAUGGAUGUGCACCCUAGUUUUGCUCCGUUUUAAAUGGUUUUAUUUCCAUAAAUGCUGCAUAUUUAAAUAUCGAUGUCCUUUCAUAGAUGUACUGUCAUUUUUUAAUCAACAAGUACUGACUGCACUGUCGUUUUUUAUGAAUAAUAACUAAGCUCAGUGGUGUUUGAUGCUUGGACCUUAAGUGUGAGGAUGGUGUGAACCAUGUUAACCAGUAAGAACUGUGUGAGUCAAGGUUUGAUUAUGUAAAAUCCCCCAUUAUAUCUCAGAUAGUUUCAAUAAAUCAUCCCCCCCCAAAAAUGGAGAAACUAUUUUGUCAAAUUUCAAUUCAAUUAAAUGUAUGUAUUUGUAAAUUAA
Messenger RNA from Oncorhynchus mykiss (rainbow trout), 3763 nucleotides. Its product is annotated as G protein-coupled receptor-associated protein LMBRD2B. Lineage: Eukaryota; Metazoa; Chordata; Actinopteri; Salmoniformes; Salmonidae. Gene Ontology annotation, biological process: adrenergic receptor signaling pathway. Gene Ontology annotation, cellular component: membrane. The record is from RefSeq and is a predicted model, not a curated record.